AUGCCCCUCCCCGCCCGCACAGCAUCGCUCUCGCGCAACACCAACGAGACCAAGAUCCAGGUCUCACUUUCCCUCGACGGUGGUGUUCUCCCUCCUUACGAGCCCUCGACGAUCUUUUCCGCUCCCUCCGACCCCCAGGAAGCCGAAGCCGCUAAGAAGGGCAUUGUCCCCAACAAAGAUGCCGCACAUGCAACUCAGUUCACGCCGACGCAACAGAUCACCAUCAGCACGGGAAUCGGAUUCCUAGACCACAUGCUGCAUGCGCUUGCUAAGCACUCUGGGUGGAGCUUGGCUAUUCGUGCUAAGGGAGACCUGUACAUCGACGACCACCACACCACAGAAGAUACCUUCCUCGCCCUCGGUGCCGCAUUCACUACUGCCCUUGGAGCCCGGCAAUCCCUCGCACGAUUCGGCCGCGGCGACGCGCCCCUCGACGAGGCCCUCUCCUGGGCUGUCAUCGAUCUUUCCAGCCGGCCGUGGGCUGUCAUCAACAUUGGUUUCAAGCGCGAGAAGAUCGGCGAUCUCAGCACGGAGAUGAUCACACACGGCCUGCAGAGCUUCGCUCAGGCGGCUGGGGUUACCCUUCACAUUGGCUGCACGUACGGCGACAACGACCACCACAGGGCAGAGAGUGCGUUCAAGGCUCUGGCUGUUGCUAUCCGCACGGCCUGCGCACGGAAGGUAGAGGGUGAGGUCGGUGCGGGAGAUGUGGUCAGCACAAAGGGCGUGCUCUAA
Aspergillus mulundensis is the source of this 735-nucleotide messenger RNA. It is a transcript of the gene his3, whose product is annotated as imidazoleglycerol-phosphate dehydratase HIS3. The record is from RefSeq and is a predicted model, not a curated record. Gene Ontology annotation, biological process: L-histidine biosynthetic process. Gene Ontology annotation, molecular function: imidazoleglycerol-phosphate dehydratase activity. The transcript has 2 exons. Lineage: Eukaryota; Fungi; Ascomycota; Eurotiomycetes; Eurotiales; Aspergillaceae. Bases 1 to 735 code for a protein of 244 amino acids.